This is a messenger RNA of Orycteropus afer afer, 582 nucleotides long. It is a transcript of the gene LBX2, whose product is annotated as ladybird homeobox 2. The record is from RefSeq and is a predicted model, not a curated record. Gene Ontology annotation, molecular function: DNA binding. The coding region runs from base 1 to 582 and encodes 193 amino acids. NCBI's taxonomy places the organism in Eukaryota, Metazoa, Chordata, Mammalia, Tubulidentata, Orycteropodidae. The transcript has 2 exons.
AUGAGCUCGGGAACCGAGUCUCGAACACCCCGGACACCUUUUAGCAUCGCAGACAUCUUAGGCCCGCGCAUGGUCCCCCGGACAACACUGACGCCGCAGCUCCCAGAGUCGGGUCCUGGUCCCACAUCUCCGCUGUGUGCGCUGGAGGAGCUGACUAGUAAAACUUUCCGCGGACUCGACGGGCGCGCCCCGCAGCCCUCUGAAGGCCGCCCCGCCCCAGGCGCGCUGGGCCCAGGCACAGUGGGCCGCAGGCGACGCAAGUCACGCACGGCGUUCACUGCGCAGCAGGUGCUGGAGCUGGAGCGGCGCUUUGUCUUCCAGAAGUACCUGGCGCCGUCUGAGCGCGACCGGCUAGCUGCGAGACUGGGCCUGGCCAACGCGCAGGUCGUCACGUGGUUCCAGAACCGGCGUGCCAAGCUCAAGCGCGACGUGGAGGAGAUGCGCGCCGACGUGGCCUCUUUGAGCGCGUUGUCCCCGGGAAUGCUGCGCCGCCUCGCGCUGCCGGACGGUGCCACAGGCCCCGGCCUAGUUCCUCCUGAUUCCGGACAUCUGUCAGAAGAGGAGAUACAGGUGGACGAUUGA